This is a messenger RNA of Spea bombifrons (plains spadefoot toad), 3315 nucleotides long. It is a transcript of the gene PIK3CD, whose product is annotated as phosphatidylinositol-4,5-bisphosphate 3-kinase catalytic subunit delta. Gene Ontology annotation, molecular function: 1-phosphatidylinositol-3-kinase activity; 1-phosphatidylinositol-4-phosphate 3-kinase activity. Lineage: Eukaryota; Metazoa; Chordata; Amphibia; Anura; Pelobatidae. The transcript has 23 exons. Bases 202 to 3315 code for a protein of 1037 amino acids. Gene Ontology annotation, biological process: cell migration; phosphatidylinositol 3-kinase/protein kinase B signal transduction; phosphatidylinositol-mediated signaling. The record is from RefSeq and is a predicted model, not a curated record. Gene Ontology annotation, cellular component: plasma membrane; cytoplasm; phosphatidylinositol 3-kinase complex.
GUUGGAGACCGGCCUGUACCGGGGAAGGAGCUGCGGGCUGCCGCUGGAACGGGGUUCGGGCGCCGGGUCUCACUCCGACCCGCCUAUCUGACAUCACUGCCCGCAGACGGCGCUGUGCUUGUCGGGUUCAUGCCGUCUGGAUACGGAGCGCAGGGCGGCGGGGUGACGGCAGGGCUGGUGGGGCGGUAGCUGCCGGGCAGGAUGCCUCCUGGAGUUUACUGCCCAGUGGACUUCUGGGCCAAAGAAGAGAAGCAGAGCAUCUCGGUGGAUUUCCUGCUUCCGACCGGCAUUUAUCUCAACUUCUCUGUGCCAUGCAGCGCCAGCCUAGGAAACAUCAAAAAGCUGCUAUGGCAACGGGCGCAGCAGGAGCCUCUGUUCCACAUGCUCAGCCGGCCCUCGUCGUACGUAUUCACCUGCAUCAACCAGACGGCGGAGCAGCAGGAGCUGGAGGACGAGCAGCGGCGGCUCUGCGACAUCCAACCCUUCCUCCCCGUGCUGCGGCUCGUGGCCAGGGAGGGCGACCGAGCCGAAAAGUUACUCAACUCCCAGAUCAGCCUCCUCAUUGGCAAAGGUCUCCACGAAUUCGACUCCCUCAAUGACCCGGAAAUUAACGAUUUCCGCUGCAGCAUCCGCCAGCUGUGCGAAGAGACGGCGGUUUGCCGGCAGCAAAUGGACUGGCAGGACUGGAUGGGGAAGAACUUUCCGCCCCAACUUGUGGUGGCUGCUAAGAUGUUACCCCGGGGAUGGACGUCCAGCAAAACGCUCAUGACUAACGUCAAGUUCGAAAGCAGCGAGCAAAGCUUCACCCUCCAGGUAUCGCCGAUGGACCCCCCCAUAUCCCUCAUCUCCUUGGCGCUGAAGAAAAAAUCCAACGUCUCCGGCCAGCCGUUCCUGGAGCGGCCAGAGGAAUACACCCUGCAGGUCAACGGGGUGCUGGAAUAUGUCUACGGAAACUACCCCCUGUGUCAGUUUACAUAUAUCAACGGCUGCCUGCGCCAAAACCGCACUGCCCACCUCACCCUGGUGUCCUUGUCGUCCACGAUACCGGACAAGCCCGGGGACUUCAUCAUCCCCGGCUCCAAACUGCGCCAGAAACCACCGCCGCUGCCAACCAAGAAGCCGCAUUACUUCUCGCUCUGGAAAACCGAGCAGCCGUUCUCCAUCCACCUCAUUCAAGGAAGCAACGUAAAUGCAGACGAAGGAUUAAAGCUCCUGGUCCAAAGCGGUCUGUACCACGGCAAUGAACUCCUGUGCAAAACCGUGGCCAGCAGUGAGGUGGACGCCACGUCGGACCCGGUGUGGAAACAGACCCUGGUGUUCGACAUCUCCGUGUGUGACCUUCCGCGCAUGACCCGGCUCAGCCUGGUGCUCUACACCGUGGACAAGUCCAAGAGGGCCAGGUCGACCAAGAAAAAAUCCAAAAAGGCCGAUUACCCCAUUGCCUGGGUGAACACCAUGGUUUUUGACUACAAGGACAUGCUGAAGUCUGGGGAUUAUUCUCUCUGUAUGUGGUCCUCGUUUCCAGAUGAAAAGGGGGACCUCCUGAACCCGAUGGGAACCGUGCAGUGCAACCCGAACACGGAGAGCGCGGCCACCCUGCUGAUCUCCUUCCCCGUGUUCGAGCACCAGGUGUAUUAUCCCUCCAUCGAUCAGAUCCUCGAGUUGGGAAGAUGCAGCGGAGUUUCCAAAACGACCCCCAGUGAGAAGGAGCAGCUCGAGGAGAUCGUGGAGCGCAAGGGACAAACCGAGUUAUACGAACACGAGAAGGACCUGGUGUGGAGAUUGCGUUACGCGAUCCGAGAUUCCCACCCCGAGGCGCUCUGCAAAGUGCUCCUCGCCACCAAGUGGAACCGGCACGAAGAUGUCGCACAGAUGGUGUACUUGUUGCAGUCCUGGCCGGAGCUCCCCGUCCUCGCGUGCCUGGAGUUGUUGGACUUUAAUUUCCCCGACCGCUACGUGGAGUCGUUCACCAUCAGCUGCCUGAGGAAGCUGACGAACGACGAGCUCUGUCAGUAUCUCCUGCAGCUGGUGCAGGUCCUGAAGUACGAGUCUUAUCUCGACUGUGAACUAACGAGGUUUCUCCUGGAGAGAGCGCUGAUCCACCGCAAGAUCGGCCACUUCCUGUUCUGGCAUCUUCGCUCGGAGAUGCACGUUCCUGCCGUGGCCGUCCGGUUUGGCCUCAUUCUCGAAGCUUAUUGCCGGGGAAGCAACUACCACAUGAAGGUGCUCAUGAAACAGGGGGAAGCGCUGACUAAACUGCGGGGUCUGAAUGAGUUUGUGAGAUCCAGCGUGCAGAAGACCGGCAAACCGCUGGCCAAGGAGGCCAUGCACAUGUGCCUGAAACAGGAGAACUACCGCGAUGCCCUCUCACACAUCUACUCCCCGCUGGAUCCCAACCUCAUACUUACCGACGUAUGCGUGGAUCUUUGCACCUUCAAGGAUUCCAAGAUGAAGCCCCUUUGGAUCGUUUACAACAAUGAGAUGUCCGGCGGGAGCCGCAUCGGGAUCAUGUUUAAGAAUGGAGAUGAUCUGCGGCAGGACAUGCUGACCUUACAGAUGAUUCGGCUGAUGGACUUCUUAUGGAAGAGGGAAGGUUUGGAUCUCCGGGUGACUCCUUACGGGUGCCUUUCAACGGGGGACAAAACCGGCCUUAUUGAGGUUGUCAUGCGUUCCGACACAAUCGCCAACAUCCAGCGCAACAACAGCAACAUGGCGGCAACGGCGGCGUUUAACAAGGACGCCCUCCUGAACUGGCUGAAGAGCAAGAAUCCGGGGGACGUCUUGGAACACGCGAUCGAGGAGUUCACGCUCUCCUGCGCUGGAUAUUGCGUCGCUACGUAUGUUCUCGGUAUCGGGGACAGACACAGCGACAACAUCAUGAUCCACGAAACCGGCCGGCUCUUUCACAUAGAUUUUGGGCACUUCUUGGGUAAUUUUAAGACCAAAUUUGGCAUCAAGCGAGAGCGCGUCCCCUUCAUAUUAACGCACGACUUUGUGCACGUCAUCCAGCAGGGGAGGACAAGCAACAGCGAAAAGUUCGAGAGGUUCCGUGUCUGCUGUGAAAGCGCUUACAUGAUCCUGAGACGUCACGGCGCCCUCUUCCUCAAUUUGUUUGCACUUAUGAAAGCCGCGGGUUUACCGGAGCUCAGCUGUUCAAAAGACAUCCAGUAUCUCAAGGACUCCUUGGCGCUCGGUAAGAGUGAAGAAGACGCCUUAAAACAUUUCCAGAUGAAAUUCAACGAAGCUCUGAGGGAGAGCUGGAAGACCAAAGUGAACUGGUUCGCCCACAAUGUGUCCAAAGACAACCGCCAGUGA